AGCCUGUGAUUGGUCGCACAGUAUCAGGAAGCGAUGAGCCGACUGUUGACUGUUAAGUAAGGUGGUGUAACGCUGUUAUUUCACCUGGUAAUGGCGAGGCGUUGAUCCCACGGCAGGCUGCUGCUCUCCAAACCCGUGUCGUCCCCCGUAACGCUGUGGCUAAAAGUGAACGUCAAGAUGGAUGGUGGACAAGAAAUGCAAGUGGAGGCUGCCCCCUACUGCUGCUCCACCUGUGAUGGAGGGGAGGUCUCCGGCCGUAACCUGGCUCGACGCAACCGGAAGACCCGCAGCCUGAGCACCUCCUCAGCCUGCAACUCCUCUGAGUACAGGAGGACUCAGUCACUUCAUGGACCAAGCCCCGUGACCACAUUCGGCCCGAAGGCAUGCAUGCUGCAGAAUCCACACGCAGUAAUGCACAUUCAGGACCCCGCCAGCCAGAGACUGACGUGGAACAAGCCACCAAAAAGUGUCCUUGUCAUCAAGAAAAUCCGAGAUGCCAGUCUGCUUCAGCCUUUCAAAGAGCUCUGCAUAUUUCUCACCGAGGUAAAAAAUCUAAUUGUUUACGUGGAGAAAAAAGUUCUGGAGGACCCAGCUAUUUCAGACGAUGAAAACUUCGGGGCAAUUACGAAGAAAUUCUGCACUUUCAGAGAAGAUCUCGAUGACAUCUCCAAUCGUGUCGACUUCAUCAUCUGUCUUGGUGGAGACGGAACAUUGCUGUACGCAUCUUCGCUCUUCCAGGAGAGCGUUCCACCGGUUAUGGCCUUCCACCUGGGUUCCCUGGGCUUUCUGACACCUUUCAAGUUCGACACUUACCAGUCUCAGGUCACCCAAAUUAUUGAAGGUAAUGCUGCCAUUGUCCUGCGAAGUCGCUUGAAAGUCCGGGUGCAUAAAGAGAACUGGGAGAAGAAAGCCAGAGUGGACGAAAAGGGUAUCAUCCUGACCAACGGGGACAUCGAAAAUAGCCGCAAAGCCCUGCAGUAUCAGGUCCUAAAUGAGGUCGUGGUGGACAGAGGACCGUCCUCCUAUCUCUCCAAUGUCGAUCUCUUCCUGGAUGGACACCUCAUUACGACAGUACAGGGAGAUGGUGUGAUAGUAUCUACGCCUACAGGCAGCACAGCGUAUGCAGUGGCAGCAGGAGCUUCCAUGAUCCAUCCCAAUGUCCCGGCCAUCAUGAUCACCCCCAUCUGCCCACACUCGCUGUCCUUCAGACCCAUCGUGGUGCCCGCUGGGGUUGAACUCAAGAUAAUGCUGUCACGUGACGCUAGAAACACAGCCUGGGUAUCAUUUGAUGGAAGGAAGAGACAAGAGAUCUGUCACGGAGACAGUAUUACCAUCACCACUUCCUGCUUCCCUGUUCCCUCCAUCUGUUUCCGGGACCCGGUCAACGACUGGUUCGAGAGUCUGGCUCAGUGUUUGCACUGGAACGUGAGGAAGAAACAGAACUACCUCAGCUCGGAGGAUGAGGAGUUCUAAGGCUGCAAGAUUUUUCUAAGGUCUCCAAGGACUUCUGAAGUCAUGAUUUUACCUUGACCAUGCUCUGUGCCAUUUUAUUUUUUUAUGGAUGGAAUGUAGAACCAAACUCUAUUCAAAAAGGUCUGUUGUCGCCCCUCACGUGGAUUGAAAUAAUUCCACAGAAUACUGAUCCAAAAAAUGCUUCUAUGGCGGGCCUUAAUGUUGUGUUUUAGAGGAAGAAAGGUGCGGUAAUACGACCCAAAGUGAAACUAAAUAUUUUGGUUGUUUUUAGCUGGGUGUUGGCUGCUGGCAGUUGUUGAGUCUGCAGAGAAUGGGAACUACUACAUUGUCGUGUGUUGUUCAGAAAAGGCAGCGUGGAAACAGACAUGAGAAAGGACUUACUGAAAUGAAAACAUUUACAGUAAAUAUCUAUAUCAUAAUACUAAUCUAGUAAAUAAAAAUUAGGGGAAAAACUAAUAAGAUUGUUAAAUAACUUUUCCAAAAAUGAGUUGAAUUUUAAUCAUUUCUGGUUCAUUAAUAGACAUGGAACACUUUGGUCUCCACAGAAACAAAUCUGAACAAUGCGACAAUCUAACCAGCGGCACACGACUAACCAGACUAUAUGUUAGGAGAAAAACGCUUUUAAUAAAAAGUCUGUCAAGUUCCCCACCCAAAAAACAAAAACCCCACACAUAAAGUUCUGCGUUAUGUGUUGGCUUCUUAAAAUGUUGGGUUUUUGAAUGGAGUUUGGCCCCCCGCUGGUGAAGGAUCUGUAUGCUGUGAAAACUGUCCCUUUGAAGUGAAGGAGCAGCUUGUAGAGAACAAUGUUUGGACUAGUAAUCGAAAGGAAGUACAACAUAUGAGCUGACCUUGAACCAAAGUGCUCAGAGGUCAGUUGUGGAUGACUGUUUUUUGCAGUACUCUCGACGGGUGUUUUCAGGUCUGCGAAUCCUUGAGACAGACGGCAGGGACACGACUGCUACUUUACAAACGGCAAAAGCCUUGUUUUUUAAUGAGAGGUGAAGGCCAAGUUGCACUAUUUAGAAAAAAAAGCAAUCUGUCAAAUCAGACGCUUCAAAUUCUGUUAAACAGGCCAGGAAAAACGCUGUGAUGCCGUCAACUGAUGUUGCUUUGAGGUGCAUUCAGGGGAAGAGCAGGUUUUCAGUACGUCUACUCGGCGGCAGCGGCCCAACUGUACAGACUGUGCCUUAAACACUGGUAUCAUUAACAGAGAUAAAUCUUAUUUUUCAAGGUUUACAUCAUGUUUGUCAUAUUUUUUUAUCAUACACUUGCACAUAUCUGUAUCGUGCGCAUUAUAACCCCAUGUUGACUGUCUUCUCCAUCAGCAGCACAUGACACUUGAUUGAAUUCUAUUUAAUGUUGCAUUAAAUCUCUAUGUUCAGCUGUUGGUAAACGCUAAUGGGUGGGAUUCAUUCCAGGCAGAUCUCAGUUCAGAUGUCUUUAAUUUUUUUUUUUUUUUUGGUGUCUGCUUUUUAAAAUGUCCUUUAAGCCAUAGCUGAACUUUUGGAAAUGUAUUUUCUAGACCAAUGUCUGUGGGUGGUUUACUGUUCUGUGUGUAAAUGUGGAGGAAUCAUUAGACUUCCAAUCAGUUUAUGACAAGUGAACACUUCAAGGUGGCCUACCUGACAUGUUAGUUUGGACUUAGUGUACAGAUGUUAAUAUAUACUUUCUAAUUUGGCUGUUAGGCUGAAAAGAGGAGCAGUGGCAUCACCAGUUGAAACUCUGCAAGACAGACCGAGCUCUAAAAGGCAAUCAUUCCUUUAACUCUUGCGUAUGUAUAUAAAUGUAACGCUUGUAUAAGAUGUAUUUUGUAAAGUCCACAUGUUUAUUAACUGGUUUACAAUGUAUUAUUAAUGGAAAUAAAUCUAUUUGGUACUUUUUUACAUUAAUAAAUUCUUCAGUUGUUGAUUCUUUUUGUUUAUGAGGAAAAAGUCUGUGUUAGCAACUCUUAAUUCCUGUUUAACCGACUGUAAUUGUAAAGAGAUAGUGACGUACUUUUACAUUCAAGUUUAUUCGAAAUGCAUUCCAGGACGACAUGAAUAGUCUACUUUUUAGGAAAGAUGCUGGCAGGUUUGUUUGAAAUGUUGAGCUAUUUAAACUCCAGUUCCACAUGAAAACCCACCUCCAGCCUCAUCAGCUCUCAAAGUGCUUUUCACUUUUGUAACUCUGAGAACCUGUCAUUCUAACUUUUGUAUUAAGCUUGUUAAUGUUUCUAAUAUGACUAUUUUUUUCCCCCCAAAACACUUUAAUAAACAGAGAGUUUGACCAGGAA
Messenger RNA from Acanthochromis polyacanthus (spiny chromis), 3745 nucleotides. RefSeq names its product NAD kinase a (gene nadka). Gene Ontology annotation, biological process: NADP+ biosynthetic process; NAD+ metabolic process. The transcript is spliced from 12 exons. The record is from RefSeq and is a predicted model, not a curated record. The coding region runs from base 178 to 1473 and encodes 431 amino acids. NCBI's taxonomy places the organism in Eukaryota, Metazoa, Chordata, Actinopteri, Pomacentridae. Gene Ontology annotation, molecular function: NAD+ kinase activity.